Molecule: messenger RNA, 2574 nt
Organism: Wyeomyia smithii (pitcher-plant mosquito)
Lineage: Eukaryota; Metazoa; Arthropoda; Insecta; Diptera; Culicidae
Product: longitudinals lacking protein, isoforms H/M/V
Exons: 7
Coding region: 192-1754 (520 amino acids)
Biological process (GO): regulation of transcription by RNA polymerase II
Cellular component (GO): nucleus
Molecular function (GO): protein binding
Source: RefSeq, a predicted model, not a curated record
GAGGAAAAUUUUCUCUCAGUCGACGGUGCACCAAACAAGUGACUCGUGAGUGCAGAUCCCAUUUCAUUAGAAAAAUUGGUUGUAAAAGUAGUAAAUAUCUGGUUUAAAAUAGUGCGAAAGUGAAGACGAGUGGUCGGAGAACGUUUUGCAGUAAUAUUCGGAUUUAGUCGAAGCCCGACAUCGAAGGCAAAAUGUCGGCUCAGCAGUUUUCUCUUCGUUGGAAUAAUUACACCAACUACAUAACCGGGGCGUUUGAUUCGCUUCGCUACGAGGAAGAUCUUGUAGAUGUAACGCUAUGCUGCGAGGGUCGAAAAAUACGAGCCCAUAAGAUCCUGCUGUCUGCAUGCAGCGCCUAUUUUAAGGAGAUUUUCAAAGAAAAUCCCUGCCAGCAUCCGGUUAUCAUAUUUAAGAAUGUAAAAUACACCGACCUUAUGUCGAUCGUAGAAUUCAUGUACCAGGGCGAGGUUAGUGUGGUACAAGAAUCUUUGCCCUCUUUUUUGCAUACCGCGGAAUUGCUUUCUAUUCGCGGUUUGACCGACAACAGCGGAGACUCAAGACAACAGCAAAACCCGCAACCGACAUCAUCUCUGGCUCAGCAGAUUAUUCAAACUCAAAAUCAAAGUUUGCUGGACAAAGCAACAAUCACGACGGCAGAGUCGGUGUACCUGACAUUGCCGUCCAAUUCGACCAUCGUUCAUCAGCCUGCCAAAUUGCUGCAGGCUCAAAUCCAGACGGCCCCGCAAAUAUUAAAUAAAACAAUCAUUAAAACAACCCCGGCGGAGAUUCCAGCUUUGACUGCUGCAGGUGCCACCAUUACCGUCCCGAUUUCCCAACCACAACAGCAGCACACCAUUGCAGCGAAGAUACAAGUCCAGCCCCAGCAAACCACAACCGUACAACAGCAGCAGAUUCAAGUACACCAGCAACAGCAACAAGUUCAAGUUCAUCAGCAACAACCGCAGCAGCAACAGGUGCAAGCCACCACAUUGCAGGAAGUAGUAGAAAGUGUCGUCAGUCAGCCGAAGAAGAAGAAAAUUAAAGUACAACAAAUUAUCACUUCAACCCCAAAUCAAACGGUAAGCGGAGCAGCGGCAACUACAACCGUUGUAACGGCUCAGGUUCCUCAGGGAGCCACAGCGACAUCUGCCGACACAGAAAUCUACGAAACGGCAACGGAAACCUACCACAUUACGGCAAAGGCAGAAUCGGACGAGCAGAGAGCACAGGAACAUGAGCAAGAAACAUACACAGAAACGGCACAGGCUAGUGGUACCACAUUGAAAAUGGAAAUCCCGGAAUAUAUUGACUGCAGUGAGGGUAUUAAUGCUUCUGGUGCGAACAACACGACCUAUAUUCAAGAAGAAAGCUAUGAACUGGUUGGCGAAAACAUAGAAGACAAAGACGUGGAUGACGAGGACAUGAAUCAGGACGGCAUUGAGAUGGAAGCUUCGGAUAUGGAUAUGAGUCGAAUUUUCCAAGGAGCAACCGAUGAACAAACCAAGGCUAAUAUAUUGCAAGACGCUGAGCUCCGUUUCCGCUGCAGUAUCUGCUGGAAGGGCUUCAAGCAUCCGAUGUCAUUGACCCUGCACAAGGAUUUGCACUCGGGAAAAACCAAAUGUCCCGUUUGCUUGCGUUCUUUCUCGCGGAGCUAUGACAUGCGGAUUCAUCUGAGCAAAAUCCAUAAAAUCACGCUCAAACUCGAUGCCAAAUUGAACAUAAAGAAUAUCAGCAAUUUGAAUUGCGAGUUUUUUUGAAAUUAUUCACCCGCUUCGGCUGAAUGACAUUGAUGAUGAAAGAGACCCAGGUGGAAGAACCGAAAAUAAUGAAAUUUUGUUUGGCCAGGACGGAUCCCGCAAUGCUUCCUAGAAGCAGCAAAUAAUGUAAAACAUUUAGCGAAAGUUUCAUUUAUAAUUAGGGGAAGUGUUUUCCCCUUCUUGUUGUAUAAUAGGCUUUAUCAGACUGAUCAGAAGGGAUGAUUGUAGGUUAUUUAUUAUUGUGCAAAACUAUAGCAAAACAAAAGAAGAAUAAAUCAAACGAUUUGUUGUAUAUUACUAAGAAAUAUUUAUUUGAUUGAUGGAAUGAAAAUUCGGAACGAUCCUGUCACCUUUAUUACCCAUAUAAAAUAUCAGACAAAACAGGUAUUGAUUUUAUUGGUCAUAAUCCAUACACGUAAAACCGCUAUGUUUUACAGUCUGUAAUAAAGGAUUGAGACAGAUUGCACUGAUAUAGGGGAACAUACCGUCGGAUUUACGCCCCGAGGCCCGUUUACUGUGUGUGUGUAACAAAGUUUCAGGCAUUGAAUGAACGCUGACUUCCUAAGGCACAUCAUUGUUGUGUACUACCAUGUUUCAUGUUUGCUCAAACACUUCUUCGAAUAGUAUAAAAUUGUGCUCUUUCGUAGUAAACGAUUUGGAAAGCGCAACACUUUAAAAAAGAAAACUCGCUACACUACACGGUUUCACUCGGAGAUAAAUCCAAACUUGUUACCCCCUAUGUGCAGCUCAGCUUGGUUGUACUUAGAACUGCAUGGAAUGAAAGAGAAUGGCAAAAUUAACACACACCUUUUCCUCUUCU